Messenger RNA from Entamoeba nuttalli P19, 1473 nucleotides. RefSeq names its product Ser/Thr protein phosphatase, putative. The transcript has 2 exons. The record is from RefSeq and is a predicted model, not a curated record. Gene Ontology annotation, molecular function: calmodulin binding; calmodulin-dependent protein phosphatase activity. Gene Ontology annotation, biological process: calcineurin-mediated signaling. Gene Ontology annotation, cellular component: cytoplasm; calcineurin complex. NCBI's taxonomy places the organism in Eukaryota, Evosea, Mastigamoebida, Endamoebidae. Bases 1 to 1473 code for a protein of 490 amino acids.
AUGAAAGUUUUAAAAACACACCAAGAAUAUACUCCAGUUAAUUUAGGAAAACGAACAAUAGACACACACUAUAAUGUUGAAACUCGUUUAUUACAAAAGAAUGUUCUCUUUAAUCAAGAUGGUAGUAUUAAUUUGACAUUAUUAAAGAACCAUUUUCAAAGAGAAGGUAAAUUAACAGUAGAAUGUGCAACAGAAUUAAUUUCAAGAGCAAAAACAAUUCUUAGUGGUGAACCUAAUUUAUUAGUUCUUCAAGCACCUAUUUAUGUAUGUGGAGAUAUUCAUGGACAAUUUUAUGAUUUAUUAACUAUUUUUGAUAUUACAAAAAAUGAAGAUUGUAGUUAUGUGUUUAUGGGUGAUUAUGUUGAUAGAGGAGAUUUUGGUUGUGAAGUCCUUUUUUAUCUUUUAGCUCAAAAAUUAAUGAAUCCAAAAAAAUUCUUUUUACUUCGUGGAAAUCACGAAAGUAGAAUGAUGACAGAAAAUAUGACAUUUAAUAUUGAGUGUGAAUAUAAAUAUAACUCAGUUGAAUUACUUGAUCAAAUUCAUUCUCUCUUUGAUUGUUUCCCAUUAGCUGCUUUAAUUGAAGGAAAUGGAUUAGGAAGAUUUUUAUGUACCCAUGGAGGUAUUUCACCUCAACUUCAAAAAUUAUCACAAUAUAAUGAAAUUAAUAGAUUUCAAGAACCACCUACAAGUGGUGCUAUGUGUGAUUUAUUAUGGUCUGACCCAUUAGACCAACCACAUCCAGAAUCAAUGGAUAAAAGAAGAUUAGAAGCAUGGUUAAAUACUGAUUUUGUUGAUAAUACAUUAAGACAAACAUCAGUUAUGUAUGGACUAAGAGGAUUAUUAAAUUUUUUAAAUAAAAAUGAUUUAAUUUGUUUAGUUAGAGCACAUCAAGUAAUGGAAGAUGGAUUUAAAUUACAUUAUUUUAUGCAAAAUAUUGAUCUUCCUCCAUGUAUUACAGUAUUUUCUGCACCAAAUUAUUGUGAUGCUUAUCAAAAUAAGGCCUCAGUAUUAAAAAUUAAUACUGAAAAUAUAUGUUUUGAACAAUUUGAAUAUGUUGAUCAUCCAUUUAAUUUCCCAGAUUUCUUAGACUGUUUUAAUUAUUCAUUACCAACAUUAAUGGAAAGUAUUGUUACUGUACUUUCAGAAUUAGUUGUUGAAGUUAAAGAAGAAGAAGAAACAGAUAUAAAACCAGAAGAGAAACAAGCAGAUGCAGAAUUAAAAGCAAAAAUUGAUUUAUUAAAAGAAAAAACAGAAAAAGAAUAUAAAGAGAAAAAACAAAUUCUUGAUUUAAAAAAAGAAAUUAAAGCAAUGAAAACAGUUAAUAAAGAUUGGUUUGAUAAAGUACUUAGAAUUGAUAAGAAAAAUGAAAUGAGACCUAGGUCAGUUAGUCUUGGAAAAGUUACUAGUAGACCAAGAAAUGUCAGAACUGUUUCUGACUCGCAUCUUUUUAUGCCAUUUGAAGGACAAAUUUAA